Molecule: messenger RNA, 759 nt
Organism: Tilletiopsis washingtonensis
Lineage: Eukaryota; Fungi; Basidiomycota; Exobasidiomycetes; Entylomatales
Product: Thioesterase/thiol ester dehydrase-isomerase
Exons: 2
Source: RefSeq, a predicted model, not a curated record
ACCGCGUCGCCGCCGCCGCGGCAGCAGCGCGGCGGCCUCGUGCGUGCCCUGGCGCUCGGCCUCUUCGGCGCCUCGGCCUACGCGCUCGGCUCCAUCUACCCGCCCUCGCUCGUCUCGCUCCUCUACCCGCAGCCGGCGCCGCCGCGCCUCGCCGCCGACUCGCCCGAGGGCAAGGCGCACACGCAGCGCAUCGAGAAGGAGCUGCUGGCACUGCCCGAGGUCGCCCAGCUGCGCAGCCUCGCCACGUCGCACUACCUCGCCUCGCGGCCCUACGCGCGCUUCCCGCCGCAGAAGGCCAUGCACUCGCUCACCGCCGGCGCCCUGCGCGGGCCGGGUCUCUUUGCCGUGCCGCCGCUCGUGCUCUCCCUCACGCCGCACGGCGCCGCGGCGACGGGCGGCAGCGAGGGCGACGCGGCGGCCUUCCUGCACCUGGGCCGCAGCAUGUGCGGCCACGACGGCCUCAUUCACGGCGGCCUGCUCGGCACCGUCAUGGACGAGACGCUGGCGCGCACGGCCUUCUACGCGCUGCCCUCGCGCGUCGGCGUGACGGCGCGCCUUGAGCUCGACUACCGCGCGCCCGUCAAGGCGGACCAGUUUGUCGUCGUGCGCACGCGCCGCAUCGAGGCAAAGGGCCGCAAGGCCAUCGUCGAGGGCACCAUGGAGACGCUCGACGGCAAGGUCCUCGUCAACGCAAAGGCCAUCUUCGUCGAGCCCAAGUUUGCCAAGCUGCUCGACACGAGCCUUGUCGCCAAGAUUAUG